This is a messenger RNA of Penicillium hordei, 312 nucleotides long. RefSeq lists its product as uncharacterized. NCBI's taxonomy places the organism in Eukaryota, Fungi, Ascomycota, Eurotiomycetes, Eurotiales, Aspergillaceae. The coding region runs from base 1 to 312 and encodes 103 amino acids. The transcript is spliced from 4 exons. The record is from RefSeq and is a predicted model, not a curated record.
AUGAAGGUCUCACUCGUCAGUUUAAUCGCACCUAUGGUUGCUAUACUAGCCUCUACUGUUGUUGGUGAAAACCACCAAUACUGUGCCUGUCAACAAUCAUCUGGCAGCUCUACCUUGGUGGACGGUAAUACCCGUGAAUGCUGUGCUGCUCAGGGCGGCUCCUUUCCUGUCUACGAGGAUGUAUAUAAACUAGGCGUUGAGGUCAGCUUCUCAGGCAAUUAUUGUCAUAAGACUUCCGGCGAUAUUCACGGCAAAGACUUCUACAGCUGCUGCGCUGGCAAAUCAGGGUCUAGUGAUUCUACCUGCUGGUGA